Molecule: messenger RNA, 2537 nt
Organism: Clupea harengus (Atlantic herring)
Lineage: Eukaryota; Metazoa; Chordata; Actinopteri; Clupeiformes; Clupeidae
Gene: nudt12
Product: nudix (nucleoside diphosphate linked moiety X)-type motif 12
Exons: 6
Coding region: 244-1626 (460 amino acids)
Biological process (GO): NADP+ catabolic process; NAD+ catabolic process
Cellular component (GO): peroxisome; cytosol
Molecular function (GO): NADH pyrophosphatase activity; protein binding
Source: RefSeq, a predicted model, not a curated record
CCUAGCGCCUAGCCUAUUCUCUCCUGAAGUGUGACAUCAUAUUGCCUCUGUGGUGUUUGUGGCACAUGACUAAAGCCGAGUUUGAAGUGCUGUGAUGUAAUAGCCUACCGCCUACUGGUCACUUAUAUUUUCCAAGUACGCAGGUUUUUGUUAGGGUCAUGUUCGGCUCUAGCCAUCUUCAAACACCACAUUUGAACAGAGUUUUUUUUAUAUUCAAGCAGUCUAAAGAGCCACCAUUGAGACAUGGCAGCUCUUACAAUGAAUCCCAAAGCGGAGAUGGUGGAACGCUUUCUGGACUUUGCAGCCCGGGGAGACAAAGAGAAGGUGACCUCUAUGAUUUCCAACUCCUCCUUUCUGAUCAACCAGAGCGGUGAGAAGGGAUGGACGGCGCUAAUGCUCGCUGCACGCAACGGGCACUUUGAAGUUGUGAAAACUCUUCUCGCUAAAGGGUGUGACACAUCACCUGUGAACAAAUCUGAGCAGACUGCCUAUGACAUCGCCCGUUUCUGGGGCCACAAGCACAUCGCUACGCUGUUGUGUCGCGGACAGGAUGGGGACCCUCAUCGCGUGCUUCCAGACAUGCAUUCGGAUGGGGAGAACCUCUACUUCAACCACGAGUUCCUCGACAGGCUGAGUGAGAGGAGGACCGACAGCACGUGGCUCGCUGCCAAGCAGAGGGCUCCAGACACGGUGUUCCUCCUCUUCUACAGCCUGAACCCACUGGUCACGUCGGAACCCUUAAAAGAAGAUGGGCGAGGGGACUGCUCCUACCAGUUGAGCCGACUGCGGCGGCCUUCAGUAGAGCCCCUUCUGGGGCACCCCAACACCACGCUCAUCUUCCUGGGAGUGGAGAAGCCCAGGACGUGUGCCCCCAACACAGCGAUGGAUGAUGGAGAGGAUGAUGGACUGACCGCGUGGUUUGCUCUCAGCACAGAGGAGGACCCCACUGAGCUGGUGAAGUUCCCGGACCCUCAGUGCGCCUUCCUCCAAGCACCCAUGCCAGGUCUCCUGAAGCUCAGUGACAACGAGGCAGGUGUUGUGGCCCAAGCCAGGGCCGUGCUGGCAUGGCACAGCAGGUACAGCUUCUGCCCCACCUGUGGGAGUGGGACCCGUGUGGAUGACGGAGGCCAUAAGAGGACCUGCCUGAGGGAGGGCUGCAGAAGCCUCAGGGGCAUCCACAACACCUGCUACCCAAGAGUCGAUCCUGUAGCCAUCAUGCUGGUCAUCCACCCAGAAGGUAACCAGUGUCUGCUUGGGAGGAAGAAGGUUUUCCCUGCCGGGAUGUUCUCAUGCCUUGCUGGGUUCAUAGAGCCAGGUGAAACUGUCGAGGAGGGGGUGAGGAGAGAGGUUUGGGAGGAGAGUGGCGUUCGAGUCGGACCCGUGCGUUACGUCACUAGCCAGCCCUGGCCCAUGCCAUCCUCACUCAUGAUUGGUUGCCAUGCAGUCGCCUUGACAACCGCUAUUAAUGUAGACGAGAAUGAGAUCGAGGAGGCUCGGUGGUUCACACGGCAACAGGUGAUAGAUGCUACUGUGAAAGCGAAGCAUGCGGUUUUCUCCCUGCCACCGAGACAAGCGAUCGCCCACUACCUCAUCAAACACUGGAUCGGCAUGCAGGCCAACCUUUGAACUGAGGGGAGAAAUCUGCUUGGGAUUCCAAAAGGCCAAUUUAUAUUUAUUACAGUGGACAUUUUGCCUUGUUGCCAUGGAUACGGCCAUCUGGCCAAUUAAUGUUGUGGCAUCCUAGGUAGCUAGCAAGGUCAGCUGCAACGUUAAUUAUCAGUCAGGGAGAUGUGAAUUAUAGGAUCAUGAAGUUUGAAGAAAAAAAUGUGACGUUCUCUAUUGUUCUGCCUGUCUUCCGUGGUCUUGAACUAGUUAACUUAUGUUAGUUAUGGAGGUAGCUCAGUUACCAUAGAAAAGACAUGUUCUAUUUUUGACACUUAUCGCCUGGACUAUAAAUUCAGCUUAAAAUAUUGCUGCAGUUCUGCUGUUUAAAAAAAGGACCGGACUUCAAUUUUUCUUCUUCUGCCGUGAAGCGCAAACGCACGUAGAAAGAGACUUUCAGCCACAAGAGCUACUGUGAGCUACAGAGCUGUGUCAUACACCACAGGUCUUUGUCCUACAGUACUUACCACUUUUAAAGCAUAUCUAAAUUUGAAAUAUCAGAUAGUGAUAGUGAUCAUAAUUAAUUUAAUACCAUAGAACAGGGGUUUUCAACUGGUUUUGUCACAGGGACCACCAUUCUGACUAGAAAGUAAUCCGCGGCCAACUGAUGUGCCAGUGAUUCCCAAAACAGUUUACAGUCCCGUACCCUUCUUUUUCAUGUUUGUAACCCCGGUUGAAAACCCCUGCCAUAGAACCCUUACAGACUACCAAAACCUUUUUCAGUCAUACAGAACUCUUUUGGCAGGAAAGGACUCUUGAAAAUGCUGUGAAAAUGCAGUUCAUGUUGAUUUCUCAGGCACUGGGCACUGUAAAGUGUGUGUGUGUGUGUGUGUGUGUGUGUGUGUGUGUGUGUGUGUGUGUGUGUGUGUGUGUGU